Messenger RNA from Haliaeetus leucocephalus (bald eagle), 1957 nucleotides. RefSeq names its product Rho GTPase activating protein 40 (gene ARHGAP40). Gene Ontology annotation, biological process: regulation of small GTPase mediated signal transduction; signal transduction; regulation of actin filament polymerization. Gene Ontology annotation, cellular component: cytoplasm. The record is from RefSeq and is a predicted model, not a curated record. Lineage: Eukaryota; Metazoa; Chordata; Aves; Accipitriformes; Accipitridae. The coding region runs from base 1 to 1878 and encodes 625 amino acids. Gene Ontology annotation, molecular function: GTPase activator activity. The transcript has 14 exons.
AUGAGCAAGCUUCCUCUGAAGAGUCCUUUGGCAUCUCCGGUGUCAGAGGGCACGAAUUCCAGGCUAGAGUCUUUGGACAACUUGUCAAUGGACAGUUUUUGGCUGGAAGUAGAGAACAUUAAACAGAGCGCUGAAGCCGAACAAGAGGAAUGCAGCCUUGCAGAUGUCAAAACACAAGAGGAGGGAGAAGCUGAAGCUGAGUGGCUCCAGGACGCGGGUCUGUCUGACCUCCUCGGGGACCGUGCCUCCGAAAAUGACAACAUCGUGCUGCUCUCCACCCUGACCAAGACCCAGGCCGCUGCUGUGCAGCGGCGGCUGGACACCUACUCCCGGUCUCGGAGGAGGAAGAACAAGCAUCCUGUGCGUGAUGUCCGAGACAUUUUUGGAGUGGUCAGCUCAGAGGAGUCAGCAGCAGAGAAAAAGGAGUCCAGCCCAGAUCAGUUGUGGCACAAUCUACGGACUUCAAAUGUACAGAGAAAAACCCAGGAUUACUCCUGCCCAGUUCGAAACCCUGGAAAAGAGGAGGUGUUCAACAUGGAUGUUGCCUACUCAGAGCAAGCGGCUGUCCUGCUCAAGGGAUCGUUCCUGUCUGAAUCUAGGAAGUUAAAGGAUGGAAAUGCCCUAACUAAAUUUAAGAUCCCCAAGGGUAGACUAGGAGUGACCAGGAUUGGAGAUCUAUCUGCUCAGGACAUGAAGAAGAUCCCAACACUGGCCCUUAUUGAACUAACAGCUCUCUGUGAUAUUCUGGGCUUUGAGCUGAAGAGAAACAAAGCACCAAAACUGAAAACAACAGAGAAAAGACUCUUUGGAGUUCCACUUCACACCCUAUUGGAAAAUGACCAAAAACUGCUCCCCAACACCAAGGUCCCUCUGUUACUCCAGGCGCUGCUGUCCUGCUUGGAAAAGAGAGGACUUGAAACAGAGGGCAUUUUGAGAGUUUCUGGGUCCCAGACCAGAAUCAAGAGUCUGGAACAGAAGCUAGAAAGGGACUUCUAUACUGGCCUUUUCCGCUGGGAUGAAGUCCACCAGAAUGAUGUAUCGGGGCUACUGAAAAGGUUCAUCAGAGAGCUGCCGGCCCCGCUGCUGACUGCAGAGUACCUCCCUGCUUUUGCUGCUGUACAGAGUAUUCCAGACCUGAAGCAAAGAUUGCAAGCUCUAAACCUCCUGAUCCUGAUUCUGCCAGAACCCAACAGAAACACUCUAAAGGCUCUACUUGAGUUUCUCAGCAAAGUGGUUGCCAGGGAGAACAACAACAAAAUGAACCUCUGGAAUGUUUCCACAGUCAUGGCCCCAAACCUCUUCAUGCACAAGGGGCUGCCAAACAAGAUCCCUGAAGGGAAGGAGAAACAGCUGGCAGAAGGGGCAGCUGAUGUUGUGCGGACGAUGAUCCAUUACCAGGAUUUGCUCUGGACAGUGUCCUCUUUUCUGGUAGCUCAAGUGAGAAAGCUGAAUGAAAGCAAUAGCAAAAGGUACCAGUUCUGCGACAAACGAAUUAAGAAUUUGUUGCGGAAGAUUCAUGCUGAUAAAGACAAGGUGGAGAAGAACCAGGCAGAGCCUUCCAAGAUUGUGAAGGUCCAUGCUUCGCUUCUCCUGAAGGAUUCGCUAGAGGUGCAUUUGAACAAUGCAACAAGAGUUGCUGAUGUCUUGAGGCAAUUUCAGAAGAACCUGUGCCAGAACGGCUGGAACAUUGUUAACACUGUCAACCUCCUCAAGUGUAACAACUCAAUGGAGUGCACAAACUUGCUCCUGUAUGAAGUGGGAGGCAAUAUUGGUGAACAUUGUCUGGACCCAGACACUUACCUCUUAGACUUGUACCACAUCAAUCCGCAUGCUGAGUGGAUAAUUAAGCAAAACCCAUCUUAUCCUCGCAUGUAUUAAGGAAAGCAUGAGCAAAAGGAAGCAUUUGGCUGAAGUGUUUGGAAGGCGUGGGAAAGCUGUAGAGAUGUUCCUGGUAUAG